This is a messenger RNA of Leptomonas pyrrhocoris, 4897 nucleotides long. RefSeq lists its product as hypothetical. Gene Ontology annotation, molecular function: alpha-(1->3)-fucosyltransferase activity. The transcript has a single exon. The record is from RefSeq and is a predicted model, not a curated record. Gene Ontology annotation, cellular component: membrane. The coding region runs from base 827 to 4897 and encodes 1356 amino acids. Lineage: Eukaryota; Euglenozoa; Kinetoplastea; Trypanosomatida; Trypanosomatidae.
GCAGCGAUAUCACCACCAGUGCACCGGAUUUGUGCCGGCUCAUUCACUUUUCCCUUCGCGCUGCGCCUCUGAAAGCGCGCGACAGGAACAAGCACGCCGGGAGAGGCGUCGAAUGCCGUGCGGUGUGCACUCUUCCUUUCUCGUCUCUCUCCCCCCCCGCUUCUCGGCGACCCCUCGCCAGAAAAGGCCCGUUUGCUUGUCUCCCGCCGUCCCGGCCCUUUGCCAACCCCACGAGGCGGAAGUGCAGGCGAUCCGAGUCCGCAGGAAACUUUCCUUCCCGUACCGUCUCUCAAUUACUAGAACGGUGUACAAGAGGUAUCGACGCUUAGUGGAAGAAUGAAAACGACACACGGGAUUAAAUGAUAUCUGUUCACCCGUUACCUGCUGCCCUCCUUCCUCCUUGCCGCCUUCCUGAAUGCGGAGUCGCCGACCAGAGAUCUUCUGCUGUUUCUCUCUUUCUCUCUUUCUCUCUCUCUACAUAUAUCGGCUGGCUGUUCUCCACGCGCACGCUGCCGUGGAGCCGCGCCACGCUACCUCACGCCCAGUGCGCCGUUGCCCCCACCUUCUACGCAUCGUGCCCCCUUCCCUUCCCUUCCCUUCCGUCUCUCCCUCCCUUGUGUGUGCGCCUCUCGUCCCCCGCACCUCAGGUGCAUCGCACGCGUUACUUUACCAAAGACACGAUCAACGUAAAAUCGAAACACAAGUCACGUAUAUGUCAGCCAGAUAGAGGGAGCAGUAUAUAGAAAAGUAGAAGAUAUAACAGGUGUAGCCUUCUUCACCUCUCCUCUCGCAAGUUCUCAUUUUUUCUUUCCGUUUUCCUAAGGGGAUGAAGUCGCGUGCAGCGCAGCGGCAGGGAGGAGAGAACGCCCACAACGUGUCUCCGGCCUCCGAUGCACUUCAUCUGGGUGUUGCGCAUGCGCUGACCCCCAGCGAAGGAGCGACGGUUGCCGUGCUCACGGAGGGAGGUGCGCAAACCCGUCUCUUGGCGAAUGACGCUGCUGCUGCCGCCGUUGUUGCUGAGGAGGGUGAUGACCCCGAGGCUAGCGAGGAUGGUGAGCACAUCUCUCAGCAGCACGUCUGGCCGCGUAGCUGCUCCUACCCACUCGUUGGCGGUGUUCGCCGUUUGUGCCAAUCGACAUUGUUUUUUCUCACGCGCUCAUUCUCGGCGGCUCCCCCCGCUACGCCCGCCGCAGCACCUCCGUCGUCCGCAUCAGCGCAGGCGGGCACGGCUGGCCGCCCCUCGCGCUCCGUGCGGAAGCGACCGUCUCCUUUCCGCGGUGCCGUCUCCACCCUUCGCGCACGUGCGCGACGCCACCCCGUUCUCUGUGGUGUGUGUGUGUGUAUCGUUGUGGUGCUGGUGCUCAUCGCCGCGGACGCGUUCCUCAGCCUCGUCGCACAGAUGAUGCACCUGCCGUUGGGUGGGGAUGCCGGUGAGCUACGAGGCGCGGACGCGACCCGGCAGCGGCAGCCCACCGCACAGGGAGGGGCAGGGGCGAAGACACCGUCACAAGACAGCGGUCACGCGUCUUGGCUGACCAGCUCACUCUUCACCGUCGUGUCCUUCCUCUUCCCCACGGCGGUGGCGAUGUGGAGAGAGAUGUCGCUGCGCGAGCCGGACAUCUCGGCGGUGUAUUUGUAUGACGAUGCAGCGGCGGCGGUGUACCGAGAUCACAACGUGCUCGAGCGCGCAUAUUUGCCGCGUCAUGCGUUGCCGUGGGUGACGAUCGAUGCAGCGGUGUUUCGCACGCCGGCGGAGUGGGCGCGUGCGCCGCUGGGCCGCGACGACCUGCUGCCCUUCCCCGCGUCUCCCUCGGCCGCACCGCAGGCGGAGGCGAGCGGUGGUGCCGCACCUGCGGGGCAGGAGAGCACAAGGCUGCCGCCGGAGAUUACGGUGACGGUGUAUUCGCCGGCUGGCACUUUCCGCAGCUACUACUGCGCGGAUGAGCCCAACCGCACCCGCGUGGAUGAAGAGCUUUACAUGGACCCCGCACGCAGGGCGGUGCUCGACAGCGUUUUUGCCGACUCCCCUGCGGCGUUGAAGGCAGCGCAGACCGGUGCGCCGAAGCGGGCGUCGGCGGCCGACUUGCGGUGCCGUGGCUGCACGUUUCAGUGCGUCCACCCCCGUUUUCUCCGGGGUGCGCGUGGGCGUGGCGGUGCGGCGGCGGCGCUUGCCGGCGACGUGGUGGACGGCGGCGCGCUCUCGUGGGAUGUGUCGUUGGAAGACGUCGACGCAGGGCUGAUCCAACUGCCGGGUGACAGCGAGGGUGGCAACCACAACGGCAGCAGCAGCAUCGUCACUGUCACACGGAACGAUCUCUUCACCUGCAAGAUGGUGUACGCCAAUGACGGCCCGAACCCACGCGAUGUGGCUAUGCGUCGUGCCCUGCUGCUGUCCACGGACGUCUGGCUGGCUCACUACGGCGGCGCGCUGCCAUUCUAUUACGUGAAUUACAGCACCGCUGCCACGCUGCUUCCACACGGCGCGAGCGGCGGUCUCAACACCACGACCGCGUCGUCGCUGCCGCCUUCCUCCCCCUAUUCGCUCGUGCGUCUGCUGCCUCUGCACACCGUUGGGGCGUACGAGGAAAGCAUUCAGAGCUUCCCCGGUUACGCGCUGUGGCAGGCCCACUGGACACAGUUCGAUGCCGUGUAUAUGCAGCAGAGGGUGCGCCGUCCCUCCCUGCUGCCGCGACCGCGGGGAUGGCGAGCCACCUCCCCCACCGCAUCUGGAAAGGCAGCGGCGGUUCCCCCGGGCACCAGUUUCUCCAUGUGGGGUCACGUGCACUUGGUCCUGCACGAGUUUCAGCUGAUCGUGUUUCUCAACCAGCAGCUGCGAGCCGCACGGGCCGCGGAGCCGCAGCGGGAGUCCCUCACCGAAAACGAUGCCCCGUCCCUCAUGGCGGCGGCCUCGGGUGUGAUCCCGCGGAUGGCUGUGGAGCUGCUGCACGGCGCGGACACGAUGCUGCUGCCUAUGGAAGACGAGAACUUCCACGUACCCGCGACUAGCGGUGUCCGCUGGCGGCCCCCCUCGGUCGCGGACUGGAGCGGGACUCCGCCGCACAACACCACCCACGAGCCGCGCAAACUGCUGCUCCCCUUUUCCGCUGGUGGCCGCAUCCCCGCCAUCGCCGCUGCGAUCAGCAACUGCUGGCAUGGGCGGAUGUGGUGGCUGUCGGAGCUGUCGCGUUACUAUCCGGUGCACAACUUCGGCCGAUGCAAUAUCCCGCCCCCGCCGCCGAUGCCGGGAGACGCGGAGCCGCCCUCUGCCGGGGGCAUCCCGCAGCGGGUGCGCUAUGGUUUCCCUGCCGAGUGCAAGGCGCAGAAGAUCUACCCACACCACGACUCCGCCAUGGAGCGCGCUCGGCGGAGGCUGAGUUCUUCAUUUCCUGCUGUGGGGCGGCCGCGUAGCCUGUCACACGAGAACCGCAAUCACGAGCUGCGCUGCGUCUUUCGCAAGUACAAGUACGUCCUGGCCUUUGAGAACACGGUGGAGGAUGGCUACGUGACGGAGAAGGUGUACAACGCGCUGCUGAGUGGCGCACUGCCCCUGUAUGUGGGCGCCAUGAACAUCGACCAGUACGUGCCGCAGGGCGGGUCGCGUGCGGGGAGUCAGCACCCCCAAUCUUCUCCCCCCUCUGCGUCUCCCCCGCCCGUACUGUCUGUCUUACCCGUCCUUCAGAUGUUCCCCAUUUUGAACGAGACGGCGAUGCGGCUGGAGGACCGACGGAUAGUGAAGUUGCACGAGGAGGAGGAAGCCAUUUCCGGCGAGGUGUUGCGGACCCAUGCGGCGACGCUUCGCACUGAUGCUGCGCAGGCGCGCCGUGCAGCGGCCACGUCCCCCAGCCAGAGGAACGUCAACAACGGUGGUCGUCCGCCUGCCGAUGCAGGAACGCACGAGACGAUGGAGGCGACGGCGACGUUGGCGGAGUGGACCGCGCGGGCCAUGGAGGCGGUGGCCCGGCAGGCGCCCAACAACAGCUGUGCAUCGCACUUCCUGCUGUACAACACGGCGCCGUCGACUGCCGUGCCGGAGGCGAAGGACGCGGGCAGUGCAGUGGAGAGUGUGGCGGAUCUGCCGUUCCACCUCCCGCUGGGGACCUGGCCGGCAGCGAAUGCCGCCGCCGCCACCCCCCCUGCCUCGCCCGGUGAGACGGCGCUGACGGAGGCGGGCGCGGACCGUCGCACCGCAUCUGGCUUCCCGUCGUUUCUGUGGCGCCUCCAUCACGACCUCACUCGCCGCUUGAAUCUGCACGCGCAAGGCGGCGGCACGGAGGAGAGGGGCGAGAGGAAAAAGACGGCCACGAAGACGCAGCCGAAGCAGCGCUCCGUGACCAUCUUCUCGUAUCCCUUCAUCGAUCUCUUCGCUAACACCGCGCGUGGGUUUGCGGAGGAGGUGGCGGCUGCGAAAGCGAAAAGCACACGAGUGUCCGCAAAUGCAGUGGGCGAUCAGCUGCCGCGUGGCACGCCCGCGCUACCGGAUCGCAUCGAGGCCUUUCACGACUACGACGACACCGAAUUACCGGCGGGCGAGACAGGGAAGACGAGCCGCGAGCGUGCCGCGGCGGGGAACACGACGCAGGGGGUGUGGCUCAGUCGGGGAAACGCCUUCUCUGAGUAUUACGUGCGCCGUCGUAUCCCACCCGCCGCCAAGUAUGAGGCGGCUGUGCGUACGAGCGACGGACCACCGAUGAGCGGCUUUGCGCAGCUGGCGGCGUACCUGCGUGCACUGGAUGCCGAUCCUGGCUUGGUGGAGCAGGCAGGUUACUUCGACUGGUGGAAGGCGGAGAGGAUGGAGGACUUUGGCGGGGCCUUCUUGGAGAAGCUGUACAUUCCGCACCCCAUCUGCUCAAUCUGCGCCGGUGCCUUGGAGAAGAAGGAACGAAGAGGACUCGCGUGA